Molecule: messenger RNA, 1173 nt
Organism: Fusarium subglutinans
Lineage: Eukaryota; Fungi; Ascomycota; Sordariomycetes; Hypocreales; Nectriaceae
Exons: 4
Coding region: 1-1173 (390 amino acids)
Source: RefSeq, a predicted model, not a curated record
AUGGCUACCUCCACUGAACAAUAUCGCCAAUAUCCAUCGCCGCCGUCGAAUUAUACGGCGCAGGAUCAUCAACAGCAGCAAUAUCAACAGACUGCCCCUGUCUCGCCGCGCAAAGGUUCGCAGAAUCCGCCAGCCCACAACCGAACCUUCAGCUUUCAUUCUCAAAAGUCGCAUAAGAGUUCUGGUAGCAAGGACUUGCAAGAAACCCACGCCGAGAAGGAAGCGAAGCGUUUACAUAGCAAAGCGGACCCCACGUUAGCUAUAAGCGAAGCAGAGCCAUCUGCCAUCGCUGCCAUGAUGACCGAGUCGAAUUUUGCCCCUUUGCGGUCCAUGCAACACAAGGAUGCCUUCGGCAACUCUAUCGCGGAUCCCGACAAAUCCAACCCGACUCGGAACAGAUGGGAGCGCCCAUUAGACACUAUCCGUAGUUUCGAGGCCGCCAUCGAUGGUGGUUACUCACGCAAGUCUCUCUACAGAGCGGAAACGGAUUCACAGGCCAACUGGAACAAGCGGAAUAGUUCUUAUAACAGUCAGCCUCGCUUCCCUCGCGACAACUACUACAACAAUCGCCCCGUUUCCUUUAGACCGGAGAAUCAAUUUGAGAAUGGGUCUACCCGAAGCAACUACUUCGAUGGGCAAGCUUAUAGCAAUGGCAUUGGCACUGGUCCAUCUCGGCAACGGAUGUCUAGAAUGCAGUCUGAGCCACAGUACCAGAGCGGCCACGAUCAGAAUAUCUAUCCUCUCCCCCACAAGGACCGAUCAUACGAGACGGUGACUUCUGCUGCGGGUAGUGGCAAUUCGGAUCACGCAGGCUAUCAGACAGACCCUACGAGCAGCGACAACAGCUCAAUCGAUCGGACGACGCCGGCUAAGCGCCGCGAACCCUUCAAUGAGUAUGCGUCCGGCUCAUAUCAGCCUCAGCAGCCCUACCAGUCACGCCCUUGGCCAGCAUCUGGUUCUGGUGCGAACAAUGAGGGACAACCUCAACCACCUCCUCCUUCGCAUUCGCAAUCUCCUUCGACACAGGCUCAGGCCUCGAUUCCACCGCCGAAACAGAAGAAUACCCUUUUAAGGAGGACAUCGACUCAACAGUCAACACACCAACCUCAACAAGCAGCAGGCGGGGACAAGCGCAAGAGUUGGUUUUCUCGUAGGUUCAGCAAAAACUCUUGA